Rubroshorea leprosula is the source of this 867-nucleotide messenger RNA. The record is from the annotation of a GenBank genome assembly. Lineage: Eukaryota; Viridiplantae; Streptophyta; Magnoliopsida; Malvales; Dipterocarpaceae.
AUUCAUUCAACCACCUAAUAAUUCUUCUCUGAAUCUACUAAGUACCAGUUUUCCGGAGAAAAAUGAAGAGUAAAGGCGUAGCUACCUCGAUAUUGAUAUCGAAACCGUCCACAACGGUGAAGAAACAUGGCUCAGUGGCUGCUGCUGUACUUGGGAAGAGUAGGUACAAAUUCUGGAUAUUGGCCGUCCUCCUACUCCUUGCUUUCUGGUCCAUGUUCACCGGCUCUGUUUCCCUCAAGUGGUCCUCUACCAAUCUCACCAGAUUCUCCGACGACGACCCCCUCAAUUUCUCUAACCACGACGAUCUCGACAUCCUUGAAUUGGAGGAGAGAGAGGUGGUGGUGAGGAAGAUGUGGGAUGUGUACACACAGAGAGCUACUACGCCGCUGACGAGGUUUUGGCUGGAAGCUUUUGAAGCUGGUUAUGAGUAUCUAUCCAGUGAUGCUCCGGAAGUCCGAGAUGCUGCCAUUUCUGAGAUCGCCAAACUAUCCAUGCGCUCCGUCAAUCUAGAUCCCUUCUCUGUUCAUUCCACACGAGGAGAAGACAAGACAGAAGUGCUUCCGAUCAAGAGAAGAGAAGAAUAAGGUUGUGUUCGCAGUCAUCUAGAUAGCUUAACAAGAAUUCCGAUCUUGUUUGCAGUUUGAAGGAAAUGACAAUGAGAUCGAAUGUGCAAAACUUGCCCCUUCCAGAUUUCAAGAAAGAUUAGCAUAAAUAAGAUCAGAUUACACUUCCAAUUUCCUUCAUUGUCUAUUGGUGAUGUAGUAUAUACUAAAUUGAACUGUAAAAAUGAAUGCUUUACCAUAUGCAGAUGAGCUUUCGCUUCAUCUUAGUGUAGCAUGUUAUAAGAUGCCAAGGGUAGAAGGAACG